GCAUUUAUAACAGGUCCUCACUACAGAUGAGUGUUGCGUUACUCAAAAUCGCAAAACAUUGUUUUUGCAUUUUUUUUAAAUAUAGAAAAAGUCAUAAAGGAUGUCGCAAAAUCAGGAUUUUUUUGCCCGCAUUUUACAAAUAAAAUCCCACAAAAUCCUGGAAGGACUGAACAGGCCAACAGCAGCAGCUCUCAGAGACGAGUGGCUGAAGAGACUGAAGCCGAGUGACUUCUCCUUUCAGCAGGAGGACGAGGAGACGUUUGACGCUAACUUUACCAGAGAGAUGGGGGUCGAUGCAGAGACCAUGGCUGAACUCAAAUCCAUCUGCAGUCUUGAAUCACUGCGUUGCCAUCCUGAGGAUCAACAGCCUGAUACAGCUCUUGUACCUGAAGAUCCAACGCUGAACACACUGAUUCAAAGAAAAAAGAGGCAAGAUUACAGAGCUUCUCUAAAAACAGGCAAGAACAGACAUGACCUGUACGCAGAUGAAAUGGAGCGUGUUGCUAUCGGAAGAAAACUAGAAACAGCGACUGACAUGAUCGCUGAAGGAGAUCUCAUUCUAACCAUUAAUGUCUACUACCCGGCUGUUACUGAUAAAUAUCGGAACGUCCGACCCCACAUGACUCUGCUGAUGACCAGCUCGCACAGCCUGGCAGAGCUCAAGGAUGCCAUCUGCUGUGUCAGCGACUUGCAAGUGUGCGGAGAGUUCAGCAACACGCCGGACAUUGUUCCAGACUUCAUCAGUAAAGAUCAUUUCAAGUCAGCAUUCUUUUUCUUUGAAGGCGUUUUCUACAAUGACAUGCGAUUCCCUGAGUGCCAGGACAUCAGCAUGACUACUAUUGAAUGGGCAAAGACCCAUAACUUCCCAUCGUACAGCCAGGCCAAGAUGGAGGACACUAGAUUUGCAGAUCUGAAAGUAAAAGUGGGCUUCCCGUACCUUUACUGUCAUCAAGGAGACUGUGAGCAUCUCGUCAUCAUCACAGACAUCAGACUGACGCAUGCAAACGACUGCCUGGACAAGAAGCUGUAUCCUCUUCUCACACAUAAGCACAGGGUCGUCACUAAGAAGUGUGCUGUCUGCCACGUCUAUAUUGGAAGAUGGUUUACUACUAAUGACAAGGUAGCUCCGAGUGACCCGUGCCUCUUCUGUGACAAGUGCUUCCGGAUGUUGCACUACGACGCUCAGGGCAACAAGCUGGGAGAUUUUCUGGCUUAUCCCUAUGUGGACCGUGGUGCAUUCAACUAAUGCUUCCUUUCGGGAAGUGCUCAUAACAUUGAUUUAAUGCUGUAUAAUACAGUGAAAUGUUACAUGUUUCAGAAAGAAAUGCUUUGACAUUUUGGAAAUCUGUAUUUUCUUUUAAAAAGAGAAACUGUUUUCGGACAAAUGUGUGUGAUUUAACAAAGUUUUUGUGUUAAAAUAAAGUGAGUUACCAGAA
This is a messenger RNA of Notolabrus celidotus (New Zealand spotty), 1436 nucleotides long. RefSeq names its product small nuclear RNA activating complex, polypeptide 3 (gene snapc3). Gene Ontology annotation, biological process: snRNA transcription by RNA polymerase III; snRNA transcription by RNA polymerase II. Bases 101 to 1246 code for a protein of 381 amino acids. The transcript has 10 exons. NCBI's taxonomy places the organism in Eukaryota, Metazoa, Chordata, Actinopteri, Labriformes, Labridae. Gene Ontology annotation, molecular function: bent DNA binding; RNA polymerase II cis-regulatory region sequence-specific DNA binding; RNA polymerase III type 3 promoter sequence-specific DNA binding. Gene Ontology annotation, cellular component: snRNA-activating protein complex. The record is from RefSeq and is a predicted model, not a curated record.